UUCACAGCCCAGCAGAGAGGGUCAGAGACUGAGAGACACCUGCACUGUGUGGGGGCCACAGGAGGCUCCCUGCUACUUAGCUGGGAACACAGAACUCAAUGGGUGAUGACAGGCUGAGCUGUUUCAUGGGGACCUGUGAAAUCUCUCUCUUGGCAAAGGUUACCUAUGGAGUUGUGAUCCAGUCUGUUCUGUAAAUCCACAUCAACGCACUUUAAUGAGGAGCUGCUUACACAGUUACUGUCUGCUACCUCUGUUUAAAAACCAUGAUGUUGCCUACAAGACUAUCUGCAUUGUGUCUUCUUGUGUUUGUAACCUCCGAGGUGGAGCCACAUAGUCCCAACUGGAAACCAAUGUGGCCAAGUUACAAAGUUCCAGUUGUUCUUCCACAAUCCACAUUAAGUUUGGGCAAAGCUCAGUUUAAUGCAGAACCCAGGCUAGAUGUGGCCUCACCUUGUGGACCGGAAUGUCACAAACAUUACUCAUUGCCUACUUUGGAAGAGCUCAAAGAAUAUAUGUCUUAUGAGACUUUGUACUCUAAUGGAAGCCACACUGAGACCGAAGUAGGAAUUUAUGUUCUUGGGAGCAGUGUUUCGUCAGCACAAAGUGGUGGUAAAUCACGCACCAAAAGACAGAUCUAUGGACAUGAUAGUAGAUUUAGCAUAUAUGGGAAGGACUUUUUGUUAAAUUAUCCUUUUUCCACAUCAGUGAAAUUAUCCACCGGCUGCACUGGCACAUUGGUAGCAGAAAAACAUGUCCUAACAGCAGCUCACUGCAUCCACGAUGGUAAGAGUUAUGUCAAAGGAGCACAGAAGCUAAGGGUGGGUUUCUUAAAACCCAAGCAUAAAGAUGGUGAUAAGGCACUAAACCAGACAAAUUCUAAAAUUCCUGAUAAGAUGAAAUUCCAGUGGAUUCGAGUGAAAAGGACACAUGUGCCAAAAGGUUGGAUCAAGGGUAAUGCCAAUGACAUAGGUAUGGAUUAUGACUAUGCCCUGUUGGAACUUAAGAAACCUCACAAAAGAAAGUUCAUGAUGAUAGGUGUCAGUCCCACCAGCCGGCAAUUUCCAAGUGGUAGGAUUCAUUUCUCUGGUUAUGAUAAUGAUCGACCAGGCAAUCUCGUGUAUCGGUUCUGUGAUGUCAAGGAAGAGACCUAUGACCUACUGUACCAACAAUGUGAUGCUCAACCUGGGGCUAGUGGAUCUGGUGUGUAUGUAAGGAUGUGGAAGAGACAGAAACAAAAAUGGGAGAGAAAAAUCAUUGGAAUAUUUUCUGGGCACCAGUGGGUAGACAAGGACGGUGACAAGCAAGAUUACAAUGUAGCUGUGCGUAUCACACCUCUCAAGUACGCACAGAUAUGUUUCUGGAUUAAAGGUAACUAUAUAGAUUGCAGGGAUGGAUAAAUGCUUUCCUUCUGUCUCUCUUAAAGAACGAACUUUAAAACAUGGGAAUAUCGUGCGUCAAAGAGAAACAAACAUUGGAGAAGAACUAUUUGUUAUUUAAAUCCCACACCUUAACCACCAAGCCAAUAUAUUUACUUACAAGAGCUACAACAAUGCAAGGAUAAUAUAAACUGAAACACUGAAUGUUAAAUCACACCUUUAUCUCUCAUUAACAGUAAUGAUAACGGGAAAUAUGAAUGAACUGAGAUGGCUACUGUUGAAAAAUGCUAACAUGUUAUUGGUUUCUGUGACCUUCACUCUACAAAUGUCAUGGACAAAUCCCAUCCAAUUCAGCCAGAUGGAUGUUGAAAGAUACAGCUGGGCAGCAACUUGUUGAUGAUUUAAAAAAAAAAAAAACAGCCCAAAAAUGGGGCAUGAAGUUUUUUCAACUAAGUGAUAAUUUACUCUGUGAGACUCUACACCAUUAUUUUAAAUGGAACCUCCAAUGGAUAUUACCAAUGGUUUCAGUUACCAAAAGGUCAUGUUUUACUAUGCAAAGUAUUGAUUGUAGAAAAAGAAGAGUUAACUUUCCAAUACGUUUCAUGCACUUUGUUUUGAUUUUGUCCAAGUCUAGGAUACAAGAUACAAAUUUUGAUCUUUUCGCUUCUAUUUCUGAUCAUGACCUUUACUUUAAAGUGGAACUGUCAACCACCUAUUGAAUAAAACAUUAAAAA
Messenger RNA from Pelobates fuscus (common spadefoot toad), 2110 nucleotides. RefSeq names its product serine protease 23 (gene PRSS23). Lineage: Eukaryota; Metazoa; Chordata; Amphibia; Anura; Pelobatidae. Gene Ontology annotation, biological process: proteolysis. The record is from RefSeq and is a predicted model, not a curated record. Gene Ontology annotation, molecular function: serine-type endopeptidase activity. The transcript has 2 exons. Bases 264 to 1397 code for a protein of 377 amino acids.